This is a messenger RNA of Dermacentor andersoni, 2846 nucleotides long. RefSeq names its product eukaryotic translation initiation factor 2B subunit delta (gene eIF2Bdelta). The record is from RefSeq and is a predicted model, not a curated record. Lineage: Eukaryota; Metazoa; Arthropoda; Arachnida; Ixodida; Ixodidae.
CACUAAAAGUGAUUUUGUGAUGGCCGCCGUUACCAAUCUCUGCUGUUGCAAGAUACCCAAAGAGUAACGUCAUUUGUGUGUCGUCAUGGCAUGAAACUUCUUUGACAGUCCAUCUUCAUCUUCACAAGUCGGGGUUAUCUUUCCCCUCGGCAGUCAUGGACACAUCGCUUUCCGGAACAAAGCAAAAGAAGAAAAAGAAACCAGCUCACAAGGAAUCUCGCACAGACUCAAAAGAGAGCUUGCAAACCAACAAAUACCAGCCUGGCUUACAGCAGGCCAAAACACAGUCAGUACAAGUAACUGUAACCAAGAAGAGUGUAGAAGGAAAUGAGAACAGUGUGCAACCAGUCGCAAAAGUGGUGCUAAGCAAAGUGUUGCCACAGCAACCAACUGAAAAGCAACCUCAAGGAGUGCAGCUUGCUCAAUCAUCAGCAGGCCAGAAAAAGAAGAAGAAAAAGAAAAAGAAGAAGCCCAAGCAACCGUCUGAACAGCAGGGGGCAGAAUCCGUUCCAGAGAAACCUGCUGAAACCCAUGAGUCUGGCUGCUGCAAGCUCAGAAAUCUCAAGGAGAUCACCUGUCUCGAGCUGAUCUGCCCACACUCGAGCAAGCCAGCAGCCAAAGCGUUUUCGUCUGAAGGCCCGAAUGCAGGGGCGGCAGCACCACCUUCGUCAAAGUCUUCGCUACCUGCUGCCACCACCAAUGCUCUCACCCAGAAUCACCUGGACAGCCUGUCGGAUGCCAUUGUGAAGAGUCUGGCAUCUCUGGAUAAGAGCUCCAUCAGCAUUACCCUUGUGAACCCUAAGGACGAAUCCACCGUUGGCGAGAAAAUUGUUCGUGCUCUGCAGGAGCCGUUACCUGGCCCUGAUCCUGAGAUAGUGGUUGACAUAUGUGGUACAAGUGUGAUUGACUUUGGAAAGAAGGACAGUGAGAUAAGUUGUAGUGCUGUGUUGCAAAACUCUGGUGCCAUGCCGUCAGGAGAUAGUGCUGACUCAAAGAAGUCUGGUAAGAAAAGCAAGGACAGUGGUGCAGUGAAAGCAGUGAACAAUCAUGUCGUGCUCAGUAGUGACAAGCAUCCCUUGAAAGGAGAUGACAAGUCCUCAAAGGUCGUUCAAAAACAAGCAAAUGCCAAACCUGUCGCCUCGCAGUCUAGCGAAGCACCUUUGAUGCAGCCAAAACAGGAGAAUGAUGGCUUGGCGAUCAAACAUGCCGCAACGAACGACAAAGCACAAGGUGUAACUGGAGAGAAAACAAAAGCACAGCUGAAGGCAGAAAGAAGAGCCGCUUUCGAGGCUGAAAAUGCUGCCCGGCUUGCUGCUCAGAAAACCGAAGGCAAAGCCGCUGGAGAGAAAAACAAGGCAGAGCUCAAAGCCCAGAGGCGAGCGUUGCAAGAAGCCCAGCGGGCAGCAAAAUCACAGGGAGCAACCGAAAAGCCCAGCAAACCUGCAGAGCAGGCACCCACGACUGCUAAGCAGGCUGCAGCCACGGCUCCUUCACACCACCCAGUUGCAAAGAAAGCAGAUAGAGAAAACAAACAGGAACAAAGCCCUCAUUUACAUGAAACUCCAACAAAGAAGGCUGUCCGAAAGUCGGCACCUGAAGGCAAACAACAUGAAGUUUUGCGGCUGUUCUCUCACCUGCAUCAAAACCCUGGAACAGUAGACCACCUGAAGCCUUAUGGGUUAUCUGGUUCUUCUGUACACCCGGCUGUGUUUCGGACAGGACUCCAAAUUGCAGAAGGCAUUGUCACUGGCUCGAAUGCUCGCUGUGUGGCCAUGCUGGCAGCAUUCAAAACACUGAUAGAGGACUACACUUGUGACACCAGCAAGAGAGUAUCCCAGGACAUUAGAGAGAGACUGGACAAAAAUAUUGAGUUUCUAAAUAAAUCCAGGCCUUUGAGCAUGAGUAUGCAGAAUGCAGUGACAUUUCUGAAGGCCCGCAUCUCCGAAAUUCAAGAUACGGAGCCUGUGGCAGAGGUGAAAGAGAGUCUCGUGGAAUGGAUUAGGAAGUUUGUGUACGAGGAAGUAUGUCUGGCGAAGCGGCAGAUCACAGUAGAGGCCCAGCAAAAGAUCAUGGAUGAGGACGUGAUUUUGACAUAUUGCUGUUCAUCUCUGGUCAAGAGUGUGCUCAAGGUGGCGCACGAGUCUGGGAAAAACUUCAGAGUGAUCGUUGUUGACAGCCGGCCGCAGUUUCGAGGUCGAGAAAUGUUGGAGUACUUGUCAAAUGUUGGGAUCAGCUGUACUUAUGUCCUUAUAACUGCCGUGUCCUACAUAAUGAAAGAGGUGACCAAAGUGGUGCUUGGGGCCAGUACCCUCUUGGCAAAUGGCUAUGUUAUGAGCCACAUUGGUACCUCUCAAAUAGCACUGGUUGCAAGAUCGAGGAAUGUACCAGUGUUGGUAUGCUGUGAAACGUACAAGUUCUCUGAUAGGGUCAUCACAGACUCCUUUGCGCUCAAUGAACUGGGGCCAACUUCUCAGCUUGUGUCGAGUCUGCCACCAAACGUUAAGACUGAUGGCCUAAAAGACUUGCCGUCACUGAGCUUUCUUAACCUCAUGUAUGACGUUACGGCACCCCAAUUUGUGGACAUGGUAAUCACCGAAAAAGGCAUACUUCCCUGCACCUCAGUGCCUGUUGUGUUACGAAUGCGAAAUGCUGUCUACCAGUAGAACUGCUUUAGGGUAAUCUGUUUUGGGAUGCUGCGAUGUUGAAAACAUACAACAGCUUGUGGAUUUCACUUGCGCUAACUUGGAGCUUUUCAGCAGUCUGACUUUUGCAAUGGGAGGACUCCUUAAUUGUGGCGUUAGGAGACACUUUCUUUCUUUGUAAUAAAGUAUAAUACAUGACAGUGA